Molecule: messenger RNA, 2166 nt
Organism: Ustilaginoidea virens
Lineage: Eukaryota; Fungi; Ascomycota; Sordariomycetes; Hypocreales; Clavicipitaceae
Exons: 7
Coding region: 1-2166 (721 amino acids)
Cellular component (GO): kinetochore; cytosol; nuclear body
Source: RefSeq, a predicted model, not a curated record
AUGGUUGACGACAACAUCAACGAUCUCAUUGAAGAUGUCAUCAACGCAUCCAAACUCCCCGCCAAAGGCCGCGCCAUCAAUAUCAAGACGACCGUUGCCUCCCUGUCAACGCUGGCGUACGACAACGGCCUCGACUCUGCCGCCGUUGACAAGCUCGUUGAUCUAGUCACCACUCCAAACUACCUUGACCAAGCAAGCUUGGCAGCUGUCGUGCGAAACCUGUACCCCGCAGAAAGGGUUUCGCAUGAUGUUGUUCUGCGCGUCGUAUCCGCCUUGGGCCACGGCACCCUCAAAGCGCCUCUGGCGCUGCAAGGAGCGCUGCUGAAAUGGCUCGUAAUGGUGUACCAUGUGCUGGAGACGCCGGGCGUACUGGCUCAAGCCUAUUCUGUUUUGUUCAAUCUCCUUGACACGGCGGCCAUUCGGCCCCAACUUGCGCAUCUGUUGGCGCUGAUCACAAGGAGAAGACACGUCCGCCCGUUUCGAAUCCAACAAUUAUUGAAUCUGUCGAGACAAACAGGUAACGAUCCGCCACUUGUGGGACUGCUCCGCGUGUUUAAAGACUACUACCCCGAGAUUAUCGUUGGAGAGGCCGUCCGCGGAAAAGCAUCCGCGUUCAAGCACCCGGAUGUUCUGUGGCGGUCUAGACUCGGUGAGAUUCAAGACGCGCAUCGCCAACGCGUCGCUGGGCAGAGAUCGACCGGACCGCAGAGCGGAUUCAGGGUCAACCGGCCUGUCAAUCGGGCUCAAAGGAACAAAGCUGUUCCUGUUGUAUUGACCUCUCAUGCUACCGAGGACUCGGUAACGCUGGAAGAGGUUGAGGAUGUGAAUAGUUUCGUCUCGAAAAUGGACAAGCUGGAGUUGCCCAAUCAGCUGGUGGCCGUCCUGGCCGAUCCUCUUCUUCAAAAGCUACUCAUCUUGCGACCUGAUCCGGAAUCCUAUCAGAGAAUAUCCAACUGGCUCAGCGCCGUGUUUGAUGAAGUCCUGUCGGGUGACGCAGACGCAGCCACGCUGUGGGAGGUUCUCGAUGUGGUGAGGGAGUUUGUUGUGCGGACAAGGACAAUCCCUCCGCUGCUGCUGGGCUUCUUUACGCGGUUCUUUGAGAUAUGGGAUGGUGAGGGACCGAGGGAUAUUGUGUUUGACAUACUCGGCUUUGUGCCCAUGCAUGACUUUACAGAGCUGCAUGAGCUAUUGUUCAAACCCCUCGAAGCUGCAGUCGAGAGCUAUGCUCCGGCUUCCCAGCUGAGUCUCCUCAAAAUGUACACGCAUCUCCUCCGGCACUGGACGUCGGUGCUGCAGUCCAGCGAUGCAGUUCCCGAGAACGCAAGCGACGGUAUCUCAGCCCUCGUCCGCCACGUCAACAUCCUCGGCCUUACGCUCCUGCAGACUGCGCCAUCUGUCGGCACGGACUCGCUGAUUCUCGACUUUUACGAACAAGCCGCGCGUCUGGUCAUCGACGCCAAGCUGAAGCGAUAUCUCCGCAUCGAGCUGCCCCCUCCUCCGCUGAUAUACACCUUCCUCUUCAGCAACUCCCUGGCCACCCUGUCACGCAUGUGCUACAUCCUGGCCGUGUACAAACGGGGCAUAGAAACCGCCGUUGCUACCCGGCCACGCGAUCAAGCUGACGCGGGCGCGGGCGCGGGCGCUCGCCGGAUCGACUCCCACACGUACGACCGGUCGUAUGUGAACCUCUUCAACGGCUACAUCAUGGACAUGUGCAACUGCUUGUGGAGAAGCCGCGCCUUCAACGACACGGACACCAACGCGAGAGCGUGUACGCUGGCCCCGGCGACCAUCAACGCCAUGGCCGCGUAUGCCCUGUCGGUGGAUCGCGCCUUGCCCCUCAAUGCCUACUUUUCGCUGUCGCAUCACCCGGUCCUGUGCUACCGGAGCAUCGAGCGCGUGCGAGAUCUCGAGGACGACGCGAUGGAGCACGACGGUUCGAUCCGGGUGAGGCACGGGGGCCCGGUGACGCAGAGCACGCUGACGAGGCUGGCCAACGCGGGGGGGAUGAGGCUCAGCUGGCAGGAUUAUAGGAUAGAAGUGCUGAAGAACCUGGCGGACAGCGGGUUUCCCGGGGUGGCGGAGCUGUUGAAGAAUGCCAUGACGGUUCUUAAGAAGUCCAUGGAUGGUAGGCUGAGCAUUCAGGGAACGCCCAUACAAAUGUAG